This is a messenger RNA of Fundulus heteroclitus (mummichog), 5686 nucleotides long. It is a transcript of the gene top2b, whose product is annotated as DNA topoisomerase II beta. Gene Ontology annotation, cellular component: nucleus. The transcript has 35 exons. NCBI's taxonomy places the organism in Eukaryota, Metazoa, Chordata, Actinopteri, Cyprinodontiformes, Fundulidae. Gene Ontology annotation, biological process: DNA topological change; sister chromatid segregation; resolution of meiotic recombination intermediates. Gene Ontology annotation, molecular function: ATP binding; DNA binding; DNA topoisomerase type II (double strand cut, ATP-hydrolyzing) activity. The coding region runs from base 467 to 5380 and encodes 1637 amino acids. The record is from RefSeq and is a predicted model, not a curated record.
AGACGAUUUGCCGUCUGUGUUGCAGAUGGCGUAGCCGGACAUCGGGCGCUGUGUUAGCUGCGCUUUUAUUAUUAAAUGAAAACAAUAUUUCAAGAACUGUUUUCCAGAGGCUUUUAGUUAAAUUAAUAUUUUACUACAUAUCGCGUGUUUGUGAAAUUUCAUAGCUAUUUAACUCGUUUGUUUUGUACAGUAUUUAAUAUUGAGCCCUGAGCCCGGUUAGCAUCUUUGUUGAAAGUUUAGGCCUACGGUGCCACCGCUGGUCGAUUUUAACAAUAGCUGCGAAACGCUGGCCUCCAUUGCUUGUUUGGAUUCAUUCCCGGGAUUGUGUUCCAGCCGCAGAAGGAAAGAGUAUGGGCGAUAAACACGUUUUUGUGUCUUUUAGCAUGUAAAGUUGACGGGCUUUUAUUUUGACUGGAGCUGAAGACAUUUUGCGAGCUGCAUCACAAAUUAAGGAUCACAAAGGAAGAUGUCCAACGGCGCCGCUGGAAACGGGGGGCUGGCUUGGGUGGACGCUUCUAACGGGAGAGGUGACAUUGGAAAAAUGGAAGGAGGAAAGAAAGACAAGGCGGGCUCCAAGCUGUCAGUGGAGCGGGUGUACCAGAAGAAGACUCCUCUAGAGCACAUCCUUCUGCGUCCAGACACAUACGUCGGUUCACUAGAGCCGCUCACUCAGCAAAUGUGGGUCUUCGAUGAAGAUGUUGGCAUGAACCAGAGGGAAAUCACCUACGUUCCUGGACUCUACAAGAUCUUUGAUGAAAUUCUUGUCAAUGCAGCAGACAACAAACAGAGGGACAAGAACAUGACUUCCAUCAAGGUCACCAUUGACCCGGAAUCUAACACCAUCAGCGUGUGGAACAAUGGUAAAGGGAUCCCUGUGGUAGAGCAUAAGGAUGAGAAGAUGUACGUUCCAGCACUGAUCUUUGGCCACCUGCUCACCUCCAGCAACUAUGAUGAUGAAGAAAAGAAGGUCACAGGUGGAAGAAACGGCUACGGCGCGAAACUCUGCAACAUCUUCAGUACCAAGUUCACAGUGGAAACUGCCUGCAAAGAGUACAGACACAGUUUCAAACAGACAUGGCAGAACAACAUGACCAAGACAUCUGAGCCCAAGAUCAAAUUCUUUGACGGGGACGACUUCACCUGUGUGACGUUCCAGCCAGAUCUCGCCAAGUUCAAGAUGGAGAAACUGGACAAAGAUAUCGUAGCACUUCUAACCCGCAGAGCAUAUGAUGUAGCUGGCUCCUGUCGAGGAGUUAAAGUCUCGCUGAAUGGCAAAAAGUUACCUAUUAAUGGCUUCCGCAGCUACGUGGAUUUGUAUGUAAAAGACAAACUGGAUGAGACGGGCGUCGCCUUGAAGGUGAUCAAUGAAACUGUGAAUGAUCGAUGGGAGGUUUGCCUCACCAUGAGUGAGAAAGGCUUCCAGCAGAUCAGCUUUGUAAACAGCAUCGCCACAACAAAGGUUUGUAAAGAUCAGAUUGAAAAGGAUGAAAAAGUUUUAAAAAGAUGGAUUAACAGAGAAGCUGUGUGUGUGUGUGUGUGUGUGUGUGUGUUUCAGGGCGGCAGGCACAUUGACUAUGUAGUGGAGCAGAUUGUGGCAAAGCUUAUUGAAGUGGUGAAGAAGAAGAACAAGGCUGGCGUGUCAGUCAAACCCUUCCAGGUGAAGAACCACAUCUGGGUCUUUGUGAAUGCUCUGAUUGAGAAUCCAACCUUCGACUCUCAGACCAAGGAGAACAUGACUCUGCAGACCAAGAACUUUGGCUCCAAAUGUCUUCUGUCGGACAAGUUUAUCAGAGCUGCCACCAACUGUGGGAUUGUGGAGAGCAUACUGAACUGGGUCAAGUUCAAAGCUCAGACCCAGCUGAACAAGAAGUGUUCAUCUGUGAAGUACAGCAAGAUCAAAGGCAUCCCCAAGCUGGAUGACGCCAAUGAUGCAGGUGGCAAACACUCCUCUGAAUGCACUCUGAUCCUCACCGAGGGAGACUCAGCCAAGUCUCUGGCUGUGUCCGGUCUGGGAGUCAUCGGUCGGGAUCGCUACGGCGUGUUCCCACUGAGAGGCAAGAUCCUGAAUGUGCGAGAAGCAACUCACAAACAGAUAAUGGAAAAUGCAGAGAUAAACAACAUCAUCAAAAUAGUUGGGUUGCAGUACAAGAAGAGCUACGAUGACCCAGAGUCCCUGAGGACUCUGCGCUACGGCAGGAUCAUGAUCAUGACGGAUCAGGAUCAAGAUGGCUCCCACAUCAAAGGUCUUCUCAUCAACUUCUUCCAUCACAACUGGCCCUCCUUGCUGAAACACACAUUCCUGGAGCAAUUCAUCACACCUAUUGUGAAAGCGACUAAAAACAAGCAGGAGCUGGCCUUCUACAGCCUCCCAGAGUUUGAAGAGUGGAAGAAACAAACAGAGAACUUUAAAACCUGGCAUAUAAAGUACUACAAAGGUUUGGGAACAAGUACAAGCAAAGAGGCAAAGGAAUACUUUGCUGACAUGGAGAAGCAUCGGAUCACCUUCAGAUAUAACGGUGCUGAGGACGACGCCGCCAUCACUCUGGCCUUCAGCAAGAAGAAGACCGACGACAGGAAGGAGUGGCUGACCAACUUCAUGGAGGACAGACGUCAGAGGAGGAUGCACGGCCUGCCAGAGCAAUUCCUUUAUGGAACUCAGGCCAAACAUCUCUCAUACAAUGACUUCAUCAACAAAGAGCUGAUUCUGUUCUCCAACUCAGACAACGAGAGAUCCAUCCCAUCCUUGGUCGAUGGCUUGAAACCGGGUCAGAGGAAGGUGCUGUUUACUUGCUUGAAGAGGAACGACAAGAGAGAAGUGAAGGUGGCCCAGCUGGCUGGCUCGGUGGCUGAGAUGUCUGCCUACCAUCAUGGAGAGCAAGCUCUCAUGAUGACCAUCGUGAACUUAGCCCAGAACUUUGUGGGGAGCAACAACGUAAACAUCCUGCAGCCUCUGGGUCAGUUUGGUACUCGCAUCAAUGGAGGCAAAGAUGCAGCUAGCCCCCGUUACAUCUUCACCAUGCUCAGUCCCCUCGCCAAGCUGCUGUUCCCAGCCGUGGAUUUCAAUCUGCUCAAGUUCCUGUAUGACGACAACCAGAAGGUGGAGCCGGAGUGGUACAUUCCCAUCAUUCCAAUGGUGCUGGUGAACGGAGCGGAGGGCAUUGGGACAGGCUGGGCCUGUAAGAUCCCAAACUACGACCCCAGGGAGAUCGUCAACAACAUCAACAGAAUGCUUAACCACCAGGACCCCUUACCCAUGCUUCCCAGUUACAAAAACUUCAAAGGGUUGAUCCAUGAACUGGGCCACAACCAGUACCUGGUCAGUGGAGAAGUGUCGGUCAUCGACAAAAACACCAUUGAGAUCACAGAGCUUCCUGUGCGGACGUGGACUCAGGCCUAUAAGGAGUCUGUGCUGGAACCCAUGCUCCAGGGAACCGACAAGACUCCAGCGCUCAUCUCUGAUUACAAGGAGUAUCACACAGACGCCACUGUUAAGUUCAUGGUCCGCAUGUCUGAGGAGAAGCUGGCUCAGGCCGAAGCCGUCGGCCUCCACAAGGUCUUCAAGCUGCAGUCCAGCCUCACCUGUAACUCCAUGGUGCUGUUUGACCACAUGGGCUGUCUAAAGAGGUACGACUCAGUCCAGGACAUCCUCAAGGAGUUCUUUGAGCUGCGUCUGCACUACUACAAGCUGAGGAAAGACUGGUUACUGGGGAGCCUGGGGGCCGAGGCCGCCAAGCUGUCCAACCAGGCUCGCUUUGUGCUGGAGAAGAUCGAAGGGAAGAUUUCCAUUGAAAAUAAAUCUAAACGUGAACUCAUCCGCAUGUUGGUGCAGAAAGGCUUUGAAUCAGAUCCAGUGGUGGCUUGGUCCAAAGCUCAGGAAAAGGCUCAGGAGGAAGACGCUCUGGACGGGAAUGACAGCGACAGCUCCGUGGACUCCGGCUCCACGUCAGGUCCAAACUUCAACUACAUUCUCAACAUGCCUCUGUGGUGCCUGACUAAAGAGAAGGUGGACGAGCUGCUCAAGCAGAGGGACCAGAAGAGAGGCGAACUCAACGACCUGCAGAGGAAAUCCCCAGAGGAUCUAUGGAAGGAGGACCUCUCUGUCUUCAUCGAAGAGCUCGAUAAUGUCGAGACCCAGGAGAGAGAGGAGCAGAACGCGGGGAGGGCCAUCAAGCUGGUGAAGGGGAAGGUAGGCAAACCUAAAGUGAAGAAGCUGAACCUGGAGGAGACCAUGCCUUCGCCGUUCGGCCGCAGAGUGGAUCCUCCGACUCAGCCCAUCAAAUCUGACGCAGCCAAGAAACUGACCAAAAAGAAGAAGGGCGACUCAGACACAGCUGUAAAGUUGGAGUUUGAUGAUGAUGGUGAAGGAGCAACUGGAGAAAACUCUGUAGUAAGCAAACCCAAAGCUCCACGAGUCAAGAAAGAGAAGAAAGAGCCGGGAGCUCCCAGAGUGAGGAAGCCUCCUGCUCCUAAAGGAGCUUCAGUCAAGAAGGUGAAGAAGAGAAACCCCUGGUCUGAUGACGAGUCCAAGUCAGAGAGUGACCUGGAGGAGAACGAACCCAUCAUUCCUAGAGAGACCAAGUCUCAGAGGGCAUCAGCUUCCAAGCCAAAAUACACGUUUGACUUCUCAGAGGAGGAGGAAGCCGACGAGGAGGAAAACGGAGACGACGACGUGGCCUCCUCCCCGGUGAGGUCCGUCAAAGAUGACUUUGGUUUCUCAGACACCAAGGACCGAGACAGCGACCAAAAUGAGGACGACGAAGAGGAAAACAACGAAGAUUCCUACUCUCCACCCCCCAAACCACCCGUGUCUGCACCCGUAGCUAAAAAGAAAGCCAAACCCAGCAUCUUCUCAUCCAAGUCGGCCUUCUCUGAAAAGAGCAAUGAUAGUGACGGCUCCAGGUCGGACAGUGACGAUGACGCCGCUCCUAAGUUCUCCACCUACUCAAGCAGCUCAGCAUUUGACAAAGUAUCACCAGCAAAGAAAGCUGCAGCUAAGAAACCGUCUGAUGCAGCUCCCAAACCCAAGAAACCACCAGCACCCAAAGCAAAGAAACCAGAUAAAUCUAUUUGGGACUCUGACUCAGACACCGGUGACACCAGCUCCAAGAAGCCAGCACCAGCUCUCAAAGGUAAAGUUCGGGGGAGGAAGAGGAAGGACUCUGGGUCUGAAGACGAGUACAGUCCAAUGAAAAAAGCUCCAAAACCUGCAGUCAAGAAGCCUCAGAAGCCUCCGUCCGAUGAUGAGGAAGAAGACGACGAAGACAACAGUCAGAGCACCAAGCGAGCCGCGUCCCGUGACCGGCCGGGCCGGGCCAGGAAGGAAGUGAAGUACUACCACGACUCUGAAAACGAGGAAGAUGACGACGACAUGUUUGAUUAAACUCCCAUCCAGAUCCACUCCGCUUGUUUGGAAGUUUCCUCCUCCUGUGUUCCCUCAGACUUUUGUACAUUUUCCUGUUUUAUUUUUUCAUUAAUGGUGGCGUUCAAUGAUUUUUAAUGUGUAGGUGUUUUACACUUUUUAUUAAUAUACAUAUACAGGUUUGUUUUUUUACGCUCAUUGAAACGUUCUGUAUUUGUCUGAAGCAGCUUUUAGGGAUUUAGAGCGCUGGUCUUUAGCACAUUUUAACUGUUAUGAUACUAUGUAACUUUUUGGACAUGAAGUUGAAAGUAAAGAAUACAAAGUUCA